Diutina rugosa is the source of this 1737-nucleotide messenger RNA. RefSeq lists its product as uncharacterized. The record is from RefSeq and is a predicted model, not a curated record. The coding region runs from base 1 to 1737 and encodes 578 amino acids. The transcript has a single exon. NCBI's taxonomy places the organism in Eukaryota, Fungi, Ascomycota, Pichiomycetes, Serinales, Debaryomycetaceae.
AUGCCACCUAAACAACAAAAACAAGCUCACAACGAAAUAAAGACGUCCGACCGCCGUAAAGGGGACGUCAAGUAUCCGCCUGUUGGUGGAGAAGAGCGCGAGAUCCGGUACUUAAAGAGCUUAAGGCAUCUAGCAGACCAGGCCGACUCCGAGGGACACGCCAACAAAUUUACCGAGUUUCUUCGUCAACGGCUGCCUACUGGGGUGCCGUUACCCAAUCUGCUCGUUGCCAAGUUACAAAAUGACGACUCUGCCCAGGCCAAUCUUAAGAAAAACAUCGAUGAGGCUUGUAGACGGUUCGAGGACAGAUUAUACCACAGAGUGAAAUCAUUACCUGCCAAGGAUGAAAGCAAUUCGUGGUUCGAUGCGAUCUUUGACAUCCUUCGUUGCAUCUUUCGCAACGUAAACAACUUCAAGCACAAGUUUAUUGCUAAGCUCUACUUCACCAUCUGCGAAUGUCGUAGAGCGUUUCCUCCAGAAUUAGUGAAGAUGUUCGAGUAUUACACUUUCCUAUUUGAACAUAUGGGGUGUAAUGAUGGAGAUGAGGAGAAGGACGGAGGUUACAUUGCACACAACCUCUCGGUGUUGAUCACUUACGUUAUUGAUGAACACCACCCUAGCAAGGAUCCUAUGUUCAAACAGUUGAGUUUGCUCGCGUUCAAAAUGGACUGUGAAGAAUUCACUUCGUUUAGGAAGUUCACCCCUGGAGAGUGGGAAGAUUUUAAGCAAUUAACACCUCCGAACAAAACCCCCGUGGCGAACCAAAAACAAGUCCGGUCAAAUUCGACGCAAUCAGCCAAGACCGACGAUGACUUACUCAAUGAUGACGACGAGUGGGCGAGUGACAUCGACGCUGAACCCGAAGACACCGACUAUAUGGCCGAGCUAGCUCGUGAGCUUCACGAUAAGUUGGUCGAUGUUUGUGACUUUCUUGAUCAGGAGGAUCGGUUACACAAUGAUAUAUCUAUCUACGAUUAUUUGUAUGACGUCCUCAGCGGGAUCAAGACGGUCCCGACUGAUAUUCUCAUUAAUCCCCGUCUGGGAAUGGUGCGUGCAGCAGGAGAGAUCCUCAAAUUUGUCGAGUCCUCAACGGAAUUGUAUGCUUACGACGAAGCAGAAGAUGACAUUGAGAGGGUCGUCUUCGAAUCAAUUGACAAGGUGUAUACGGAAGUGAUACACCGCCGUAUUGAGGAAUUGAGUCCGUUGGCGCUAUGGGGUACGAAUGAAGCGUUUGCUUACGUGCUUCUGAGAAAGGUGUUACAGGACUUUGGUGAGGAGACACCUUAUAAUCGAAAGACACAUUGGGGAGAAGUGCCGGUUCGAGGAUCAGGAAUCCUUGAGAUUACUGACAGUAAGGGCGGUGAAGUUGAAAUCGAAGCAUACUACUCGCCUCAUAACCGCAAAUUUGUGGAAAAGAUUCGGGAAGGUAAGGCAUUGUGUAUGCGGAUCAUGAGACUGAAACAGAUGCCCGCAGUCGUGCCCCAUUGGGAACUUGAGAAUGCAGGUUACUCCUUACGAGGUAAUCUCGGAAAAAACUCAAAGUACUGUGACAGCAACGGAGGUUCCAUUCAUAUUUUCGUCUCAAGAAGGGGGCAUCCUUGUAUGCCUCUUAAUGGGCUGCAGGAUAUGGAUUGUUUGAUCGAGACCUUAUCCGAGCUCAAAGAGACCCCACUUGACGUUUAUGUCGAAGAAAAUGAGAUUCCAGUUCUCCAAGAAGCCAUGGGUUUGCAUGACUGA